CCCUGAUUGGCUGGCAGAGGAUGGGGCGGAGCCAGUAGGUGUGGAGCUUCCGGGUACGGAGAAGCGAAGCGCUUACGGGAGGGAGGCUGCCGGCCUGGGCUCCCCGAGAGUGCCCAUGCCGGUGCACCCGGCGCCCAAGGAGGCGGAGGAGAUGGAGGGGGACGGGGACUCGGCACCUGAGCUGAAUGGCGAAGAGGAGGAGAGCGAGGAGGAGCAUAGUGCCAGCCCUUCUGAAUCAGAGGAAGAAAGCUCAGAGAUGGACGAGGAGGACUGUGAGCGGCGCCGCAGCGAGUGCCUGGAUGAGAUGUGUGACCUGGAGAAGCAGUUCUCUGAGCUCAAGGAAAAGCUAUUCAAGGAGCGGCUGAACCAGGUGAAGGCCAAGCUGGAGGACGUGGCGUCAGGGCGGGCGGCCGAGUACCUCGACCCCCUGGGUGUCCUGCAGAACAACAUGAAGAUCCGCAUCGAGGUGGCUGGCAUCUACAAGGGGCUGUGCCUGGAGGUGGUGAGGAACAAGCACGAGUGUGAACUGCAGGGAGCACGCCAGCACCUGGAGAGUGAGAAGCUGUUGCUCUACGACAACAUGCAGAGCGAGCUGCUGGAGCGAAUCCAGCGCCUGGAGGAUGAUCGGCAGAGCAUCGACAUCACCUCAGAGUGGUGGGACGACAAGCUGCGCCCCAAGAACAGCCUCAAGAAGUGGGAUCCCUUCCGGCCCGCCAAGAGGAAGAAAGCGCCGCUUGUGUCUGGCCCCUACAUCGUCUACAUGCUGCGGGACAUCGACAUCCUGGAAGACUGGACGGCCAUCAAAAAGGCUAAAGCAGCCGUGUCACCCCAGAAAAGAAAAUCCGAUGUGCUGGUGAAGGUGGAGAAGCCAGGCGCCCAGUUCUCAGCCCGCUGCGAGGACGGGCGGCUGCAUUAUGAGGGUGAGAUCUACAGCAAAGGGCAGAGCGUCAUCCUGGAGGUCGGGGACGAGGCACCCGCGCAGGCAGUGAUCACGGCUGUCAGCACUGGGGAGGUCUGGCUGCGCCGGGAGGAUGGCACCAAGACCAAAAUCUACGUCUCGCAGCUGCAGAAGGGCAAGUACUCGGUGCGCAAGGCCUGAGCGGGCCCUCUCGUGGCUCAGCCCUGCGGCUCGGCACAGGCCUCCUCCUGGAAACCAAUGGCCCACGGACCCUCCCCGGCGCACCGAGUGGCUGGACUUGCUCUCCCCUUGCACUAGGACUCAGAUGGAGAGGACUCUGGGGCCCUGCCCGGCGGGGUAUUCCCAUGGCCAGUGCUCCCGCCUCAGAUCCCUGCAGACAGGCCAGCACGAGGCUUCACCGCUCGCUUCCCUCGCUAGGACUCUGGUGUUUGUAGCAAUCUUGGGGGGCUGCACGUAAACCCCGGUGCCUGGGGCUGUUGUGCCCCCCAGGGAAAUAGGGGUGCUGGUUCCAGGGGCUUCAGCAGGAAAAGCCCUGGGCCUCGGCCAGACCCCUGGAAGCGUUCACAUUAAAAACCAAGUGAAACAUACAA
This is a messenger RNA of Trachemys scripta elegans, 1509 nucleotides long. RefSeq names its product BRMS1 transcriptional repressor and anoikis regulator (gene BRMS1). The coding region runs from base 116 to 1099 and encodes 327 amino acids. Gene Ontology annotation, biological process: negative regulation of transcription by RNA polymerase II. NCBI's taxonomy places the organism in Eukaryota, Metazoa, Chordata, Testudines, Emydidae. The record is from RefSeq and is a predicted model, not a curated record. Gene Ontology annotation, molecular function: histone deacetylase binding. Gene Ontology annotation, cellular component: Sin3-type complex. The transcript has 11 exons.